AAAAAGGAGAACCCAGAGAGACAUUCACGAAUUUUUCCUCUCUGUUUCUGUUAGCUGAUGUGUGAUUAGGCUUUCAGUACAACUAAGAAGAUGGUAAGCCUUUAGAUUCUCCUCUGAAUCUGCAUUGUUAUUCAGAACGUUGCUUUCCUGCGAAUUGUGUUUGGUUAUGUCUUCUUCAUGCAAUUGGAUGUUUGACGUCUUCCCUAGCUUCCGGGGAUUAGAUGUCCGCAAAACAUUCCUCAGUCAUUUUCUUAAGGAGUUGGAUCUCAGAUUGAUCAUUCCUUUCAAAGACAGUAAGAUAGAAAGAAGCCAAGCAAUCGAACCGGAGCUUUUACAGGCAAUUAGGAGUUCAAGGAUUGCGGUUGUCCUGUUCUCGAAAAACUAUGCUUCUUCCAAAUGGUGCCUAGAUGAGUUGCUAGAGAUUGUGAAAUGCAAACAAGAGCUAGAGCAGAUUGUGAUACCCGUUUUCUACGGUUUGGAUCCUUCUGAUAUUAGAAAACAGAUGGGUGAGUUUGGUGAAGCUUUUCACAAGACUUGCAAGAACAGAACAGAGAGCAAGAUAAAACUAUGGCGGCAAGCUUUAACCGAUGUAGCAAAUCUAGAAGGACACCAUUCUCGAAACUGGGAUAAUGAAGCAAAAAUGAUUGAAGCAAUCGUAAGUGAUAUUUUGGUUAAACUUAAUGUAACUCCAUCGAGGGAUUUUGAUGAGUUCGUUGGCAUCAACGAUCAUAUUGCAAAGAUGAGUGCAUUGCUGAGUGUGGAAUCUAAUGAAAUGAGGAUGGUUGGGAUAUGGGGUCCUUCAGGAAUUGGCAAGACAACCAUUGCAAGAGCUCUAUUUGAUCGAAUCUCACAUCAAUUCCUAGGUAGCAUUUUCAUUGAUAGUGCGUUCAUAUCUAAAAAUCUGGAAGAUUAUAGGAGAGCUAACUCUGACGAUUAUAACAUGAAGUUGAGUUUGCAAGGAAAGUUCUUGUCUGAAAUUUUAGAUAGUGGGCACAUAAAAAUAGAUCAUCUAGGGGCUGCGAGAGAUAGGCUUAGGCACAGAAAAGUUCUUGUCGUUAUUGAUGAUUUGGAUGAUCAAGUGGUGUUAGAUGCCUUGGCGGGUGGAGAUGAUUGGUUUGGAAAUGGGAGUAGAAUCAUUGUGGUUACAAAAGAUAAGCAUCUUCUUGAGGCCCAUGGGAUUGAUCAUAUUUACAAGGUUGACUUUCCUUCAGAAAAGCAAGCACUUGAGAUGUUUUGCCGAUCAGCUUUUUUGCAAAACUCUCCGCCUGAUGGUUUUAUGGAUCUUGCUUCUAAAAUAUCAAUGUGUGCUGGUGGUCUUCCUUUAGCUCUUCAGAUUCUAGGUAAGGCUAUGAAAAAGAGGAACAAGGAGUAUUGGACAGAUAUGUUAUCAAGGCUUGGAAAAAGUCCAAACAGAGUUAUUGUAAAAGGGCUAAGAAUUAGCUAUGAUGCAUUAGAUAGCGAAGAAGACAAAGCGAUAUUUCGUCACAUCGCAUGUUUCUUCAACAGUAUGGAAAUUGAUAGAAUCAAACUGAUGCUUGCAGAUAGUGGGUUGGAUGUUAAUAUGGGUCUGACAAACCUAGUUGAUAAGUCCCUUAUUAGUGUAAAACCAUCAUGGAAUAAUACAAAAAUCAUAGAGAUGCAUAGUUUGGUACAAGAGAUAGGUAAAGAAGUUGUUCGUACACAGUCUAACAAGCCUGGAAAACGAGAGUUCCUGAUGGAUUCGAAGGAUGUUUGCAAUGUACUUGGGAGUUCCAGAGGGAGUGAAAUGGUUAUAGGUGUAUCCUUGAAUUUAGAUGAGAUUAGUAUGGUGAGAAUACAUGAGAAUGCAUUCGACAAGAUGACUAAUCUCCGUUUUCUAAAAUUCUAUAAGAAGUCAUUAGAGAGGAAGAAAGAAGUUAGAUGGUUACUACCUGAAAGUUUCGAUAAUUUUCCAGACAAACUCAAGUUAUUUAGUUGGCCGGGAUGUCCAAUGGUGCACUUGCCUUCUUGUUUUUGUCCUGAAUAUCUUGUUGAACUCAUAAUGCCUAACAGCAAGCUUGUGAAGCUAUGGGAAGGAGUUGAGCCACUUGCAUGCCUUAAAGAUAUGGAUUUGUCCAAGUCUGAAAGCCUGAAAGAAAUCCCGGAUCUUUCAACAGCGACUAAUCUUGAGACAUUGAAUUUUCAUGGUUGUUCAAGUUUGGUGGAGCUUCCUUCCUCUAUUCGGAAUCUCAAUAAAUUGACAAAGUUGAACAUGCAAGGGUGCGUAAAUCUGGACACCUUUCCCACUGGAAUUGACCUCCAGUCUCUGAGUUCUCUUGAUCUCAGUGGAUGUUCACGGUUGCGAAGUUUUCCUUUGAUCUCAAGUAACAUUUCAAAGCUCAAUCUAAGCCAAACAUCUAUCGUAAAAUACCCCUUUAAAUUGCCUUUAGAGUCUCUCGUUGAACUUCACAUGGAGAAAAUCAAGAGUGAAAGACUUUGGGAAGGAGUUCAGCCUCUUACAAGCCUCAAGAAAAUGGUGUUUUCAAGAUGUGAAAACUUGAAAGAAAUCCCAAAUCUUUCUAUGAUGACUAAACUCGAGAAACUUGAUCUCAAUGGUUGUUCUAGUUUGGUGGAGCUAACUCUUUCAUCGAUUCAAAAUCUCAAUAAACUCACUACUUUGGAAAUGAUAGGAUGCUCAAGUCUAGAGACUCUCCCAACUGGCGUCAACCUUAAAUCUCUCUAUCGUCUCAAUCUUAACGGAUGCUCUCAGUUGAGGAGCUUCCCAGAUAUCUCCAGCAACAUCUCAACUCUCUUUCUAAACCAAACAGCGAUAGAAGAAGUUCCUCCGAGCAUCCAAAACUUCUCUAGCCUUGAAUCUAUGGAGAUGUGGGAAUGCAAGCAGCUACAAUCCAUCUCACCAAGGAUUUUCAAACUCAGUAAUCUUGAUGAGGUUUACUUCUCAGACUGUGAGAAAUUGACUGAAGUUCAGUGGCCUGAGGAAGCAGAAGACACCAAUGAUGCUGGCAGUGGCACUAACUUGUCAUUAGUUAUUUUCACCAACUGUUUCAAUUUGAAUCAAGAAACCUUCAUUCAACAAUCAGCUUCCGAAUAUCUGAUCUUACCAGGUGUAGAAGUGCCUCCAUAUUUUACUCACCGGUCUACCGCAAGCUCCCUUACAGUCCCUUUACAUCGUUCAACGCUGUGCCCACAAUCAUUCUUGGACUUCAAGGCUUGUGUCGUGGUUUCCGAAGAAACGGUUAGCCAUCUGCUUUUCUUUAUAGACAUUCAGGUACAUUGUCGGUUUAGAGACAAGCGCGGGAACUACUUUGAGCCUGCUAAUCCAAGACACUUCUCCUUACAUCAGAAAUAUAAUCAUCUGAUUAUAUUUGACUGUCAUUUCCCUAUAAACCAAGAUUGCAAUCAAGUUGAGAUAGAGUUUCGCCUUUCUAGUAUUAGACUCAAAUUAAAAGAAUGUGGUAUAAGACUCUCAGAUGACAAUACUCCCUCUCUGGCUACUCAUAAUGAAGUGGAUGAAGACAAUAUGGUCGAUGAUGGAUGCCAUGAGACUGAAGAAUGUGGAGAUAGCGAUGUAGAGACAAAGAGAAGCAGGAAACGGAUUCGGAUAAAUACGGAAUAGGACAUCCUCUUGGCUUGCUCUUCACGGUACCCUCAUUGUUGGUUUCCUCCAUUAACGUCUUACACACGUUAUUUUUGCAUAUUGUUACUUUACACACGUUUCUUCUUUUUUUUUAAGUCUUUUAAAUGGAUUAUUGAAUGUUAUAGACUGAAUAUUUAUGUGCAUGUAUAAUACAGAAAAGAUUAAAA
Eruca vesicaria subsp. sativa (arugula) is the source of this 3783-nucleotide messenger RNA. NCBI's taxonomy places the organism in Eukaryota, Viridiplantae, Streptophyta, Magnoliopsida, Brassicales, Brassicaceae. The record is from the annotation of a GenBank genome assembly.